AUGUCUCAGCUUAUUGAGAAUCCUUUCAAUGCCGUAUUGAAAGAGACCAAUAACAGUUCGGUCCAUCUCCAAGCGCUUUAUCAUAUGCAUCGCGCCACCAGAAAUGCAGAGCAAAAGGCACUGAUUCUCGACAGUAGCUUCUCGGGAUGGCACCUGGAUCCUAUUCUGAUGAAGCUUGAAGGACCAUCAUUCGAUCCUAGCUAUGUUGAUCCACGAAACAAUGCCAUCAUAUGGGCCAGACCUACUCGUUCAAUUUUGGACUUGAUCGAGAUGAUACAAAGAAGUCUUUUCAAAUAUGCGUCAGACCUUUGGCUAGUUCCUAAAGAAAAUCUUCACAUGACAGCCCUAGAGAUUGGGACUUGCUUAACCGUGGCAGAACUCAAGGAAAUACAUGUUUCAUUGAAGGAAAUGUUGCCUCAGAUUAUUGACUAUACGCUUUCUCAUCGAACAAGGCUGGUCAAGCCACUGAUCAGUUACGACCGGUCUGGAUUGGCUUUGACUUUUGUUCCUGCGGCCGCGACGACCGAUACACCUAUCACCAUCUUCGGCGUGAUCUCUAUGAUAUGA
This is a messenger RNA of Penicillium macrosclerotiorum, 567 nucleotides long. RefSeq lists its product as uncharacterized. NCBI's taxonomy places the organism in Eukaryota, Fungi, Ascomycota, Eurotiomycetes, Eurotiales, Aspergillaceae. The record is from RefSeq and is a predicted model, not a curated record. Bases 1 to 567 code for a protein of 188 amino acids. The transcript has 4 exons.